Molecule: messenger RNA, 1322 nt
Organism: Centropristis striata (black sea bass)
Lineage: Eukaryota; Metazoa; Chordata; Actinopteri; Perciformes; Serranidae
Product: beta-1,4-galactosyltransferase 1-like
Exons: 2
Coding region: 150-1205 (351 amino acids)
Biological process (GO): protein N-linked glycosylation; carbohydrate metabolic process
Molecular function (GO): cytoskeletal protein binding; beta-N-acetylglucosaminylglycopeptide beta-1,4-galactosyltransferase activity
Source: RefSeq, a predicted model, not a curated record
AGCUGACGUGAACAAGGAAGCUGCUCCCAGGUAAAUAAAAACCUGUUGCUCUUUUGUUUGGAACACGUUUGACUUGCAAAGCGCAAUGCAGGUAGCAGAGCUGUCCGAGAGCUGUUGAGUUCACAACACUGAUCUUCAGGAGUAGCAGCAUGCUGAAAAAACUCUUUAAAGCCCUGGCCCUUUUUACUGUCAUCAGUGUGGCAAGUUUUCUUCUUUUUCUAUGCUACAGCAAAAACAGGGCUUUUAAUAAUUUUACAAAGCCAGUUCGUACGGCAAAAGAAAACAGUACACUUUCCCGGCUGUCAGAUCUACAGACUGGAGCCCAGAAUGCCAGCAAAGGACAGCCACAGGUGGCACCCACCGAGAGCAUCAAGCCUUUGGGACCCUGUCCUGAUAACCCUCCAAAUCUCGUGGGUCCACUGCAUGUCGACUUUAAAACUGAGCGGAAUUUGGAUGAUGUGAGGAAGGAGAUUGGUGUUCCUCUUCAGGAAGGAGGACGGUACAAGCCACCAGACUGUAUCGCCAAACAGAAGGUGGCAGUCAUUAUUGCAUUCCGAAAUCGGCACGAACACCUCAAGCAUUGGCUGUAUUACCUCCAUCCUAUAUUGAUACGACAGCAGCUGGACUACACGGUGUAUGUCAUCAACCAGGAUGGAGAGGGAAUUUUCAACCGGGCGAAACUGAUGAAUGCCGGCUACAUGGAAGCACUGAAGGAAUAUGAUUAUGAUUGCUUCGUUUUCUCUGACGUUGAUCUGGUUCCAAUGGAUGACCGUAACCUCUAUCGAUGUUUUGACAAUCCCAGACACUUGGCUGUGGGUAUGGACAAAUUUAACUUCCACUUACCCUAUACCACCUUCUUUGGAGGGGUUUCUUCAUUGUCUAAGACCCAAUUCUCGAAGAUUAACGGCUUCCCGAACACUUACUGGGGCUGGGGUGGUGAGGACGAUGAUAUCUAUAAGCGAGUUAUCUUCCAUGGGAUGUCCAUUUCUCGCCCCAACUUGGUAAUAGGAAAGUACAGGAUGGUCAAACAUAACAGAGACUUGCACAAUGAGCCAAAUCCAGUCAACCCUGGCAAACUCAGCAAAACUGGGCAAACUAUGGGUACAGAUGGGAUUAAUAGCCUCAAAUACACAGUCAAGACUAUUGUGAAGGAUAAAUUGUAUACCUUUAUCACUGUGGAUAUUGAUGCUCCACCACCACACUGAAUGGGGACAGAACCUGCUGAUAUUGGACAGCUAUUGACUAUUGUUUAAUUGGUGUUUCAGUCUCAAGUCUGUUUAUUUAACGGAGGGCAGGUGUGUCUCUGGUAUUGAAUUAAAUGU